Molecule: messenger RNA, 1374 nt
Organism: Nicrophorus vespilloides
Lineage: Eukaryota; Metazoa; Arthropoda; Insecta; Coleoptera; Silphidae
Exons: 8
Coding region: 241-1374 (377 amino acids)
Source: RefSeq, a predicted model, not a curated record
AUUGAAGAGAUGAUGCUGGAGUGUCGUGUGUUGUUGGAGUGCCGAUGUUUGUGAAACUAUUAAAAGAAACCGUUAAAGGGACGGACGGCGCGCGAUUCAUUUGUUUGAUUUUUCAUCCGGAUACUGUUAUGUUUGCACAACAAUCGUCGGCGAUCGCGUAUAAAGGGUGGACAAUGUGAUGAUUGGUCUUAGUCUUACCCGAAUCCUCGAGCAGCAGCAGUUAACUCGUUUCCUAUAAAGAUGACCACUUUCGUUGUUGGUACCGUCUUGGUGCUGGCACUUGCCUUAGCAGGAACCAGAUCACAAGCACCCUACUUUUACAAUUACGAUGAUGUCACGAUCGAGGAUCCUCUGGCUUACAUCUGGAACAACAGAGAUAAUCUAAUUCAAGAUAGUUAUGCACCUUGUGGCGUGAAAUAUAAUGCUGGCAGAGAUCGUGAGGGUACUUGCAUGCACAGCAGCGAGUGCAAAUUUAACAGGGGCAAAACAAACGGAAGAGGAAGCUGCAGCUUCUGGAAUUCCUGCUGUAUCUCUGAAAAAACAUGCAACCAAAGGACGAAUUCUCGCGUCUCCUACUUCAUGAGUCCAUCAGACGCUCGCAAAAAUUUCGGAAACUGCGAGAUGCAAGUGGAUUUGAUCAACGAAAAUAUUUGCCAAAUCAGGAUCGAUAUUAUAGACAUGAAAAUACAAGAUCCUGUACUCAAUGGGGAUAAAUUGGAAUGCGAAGAGUCGUUCACUGUUAGUCCAGAAUCGGGCACGCCAAAACUUUGUGGUGGCAAUAAAGAUACACACUUUUACGUACAUUUGGAUAAGCCGAACAACUUAAAUAAUGCUGUCAAAUUGAACAUGAAGUUGAAGCAAAUAACAGGAGGAAUCAUAGAACCGAAUUCUCCACGAUGGAACAUCAAAGUUACUCAACUUGAAUGCCCUUCUAGAGACAAGAAAUUUGCUCUUCAACACAAAAAAGACACUAAUAAUCGACCGGCAGAGGAUUUCCAUAAAUUGGCGCCCGAAGGAUGCCUUCAGUAUUUCACGGAACCAAGUGGCACCAUACAAAGUUUCGGUUACGAAUCAAGCAAAAUGUCAAUGAUUACUGCACAAGACUAUGCAAUCUGUUUCAAACGCAGCACAUCCGAAUGCGGCAUCAAAUUUACUUCCAAUUUCCUUGAUAUAGAUGCGGCGGGUUGUGCUAAUAAUUUUAUUCAUACACCGGAAACGACACUACCAGAUGAUGCUAAAGUUUGUUUUGACGAUGCACCGAAGAAGACAUGGUUAUCUGUUCAUCCAGGUCCACUCUAUGUUCAUGUCCAUACAGAAAUAAGCGAAGAAAAAUUGCAAGGAUUCAACAUUAAUUACGUUAUGAAGGGUUGUUAA